AUGCAAUAAAGUAAAUUGAGAACGGUUUCCCCUAUGCAAUGCCAAUAUGUUUCAACUCCAUCAAAUUGUUCUGUCGGCGGGGCAUUCAAAAGAAGGAAAACCUUAAAAACACAAUCACCUUAUUCUUCAUAACACAAAGAGAGUCUUAACAAUCUACUUUAAGGGGAGCCUGAUAAAAACAAAAACAGAUGCAAAGAAAUUAGUAUUGAAGUGGCAAAAUUUUUAUAAUAAAUCAAUAAAAAUGAGAGCACCUUUCCAUCCAUGUACUCCUCUAUUAUAGGAAUUGAAACCAAAAAUCAGGAGGAAACACAAUUAACACAACAAUAAAUGUUAUAGUAACAAAAUCAAAUAUUGAAAAAGCAAAAUUGCAUAAAACAAUAAGAGAUUGAUCAAUGGAAAUAAAAAUACGAAUAAGCAGUUAAGUAAUUAAAUCAAUUGUAGAGUAAAUAUGAUGAGGAUAUUAAAAUAUUAAAUUAAGAAAUUCAAGCAGUUAAUGAGAGGAUUACGUCAUGUGAAUAAUAAAGAAACUAUAGUUUUUUCGAUUAGAAAGCAACAGGGGAUAAUUUAACUAAUAUGAGUAUGCAGACAUUCUAGAGAUCAAUAAAUGAGAAUGAAAAUUUGAUUGAAUAAAACAAACUAUUAGAUGAAAUCUCAGAAAAAAAUGCAAUCAUUAAAAGUUUGACUUUUGCCUUAGAGAAAAUCAAAAUGGAGAUCUCUGAACAUUAGAUAAGAUCUAAUGGAGAGAUAGAGUAGCUAAAAAGUAAACUUAAUUAGAUUCAAUAGUAGAAAAUGAGAAUGGAAUACUGUUAAAGUUCUGAGAUUUAGAAUAUGAAAGUUGUGUAAAGCAAUUAGAUAGAUAUAUUAAAGGAAGAAAUCAAUCUAUUGAAAUGCUCGAUAGAAACAAAACACUAAGAGAUAUAGACUAUUAAUAACUAAAAUUAAAGAUAUAAGCAUUAGAUUGAUUAAGAGAAUAGGACACUCAAAUAAGAAAAUGAAGUCUUGAAGUCGUAAUUAAUUAAAAAAUAAUAACAAUAUUAAGAAGAUAUUAAUCAAAUGAAGUGUGAUUGUUCAUUAUUACAAUAAAAUGAAAUAAAUUCAAUUAAAUAAAGUUCUCAACAACAAAUCUCUGAUUUAGACACUGAAAUUAAAGAUUUAAAGGAAUUUCUAUACACUACUAAUAAUACUGAAUAAUAAUAAUUAAUAGUAGAUAGAUUAAGAUAAAGAGAUAAUUAUGAAAUAGAAAAUCAAAGAUUGAACAGUAUAAUAGAAGAAUAAAAUAAACAGUUAUUAUCAUAAAGAAUGCAGACAGAAAACCUUAAUACUGAAUCGAUUAGAAAAAUUUAAGAACUUCAAAUGCAAUGCAAAAUGUUACUUGAAGAGACAAAUUAGAGAUUUGAAUAAAUAAAUAGAGAGAACACAUUUUUGAAAAAUUAGAUUCUAUAAAAAGAUAAUGAGAUUAAUAAAUUUGAGGAUAUUUACCAAAAACUAAAUAAUUACAAAGAAAAUCUCUUAAAACUAUAAGAAGAAAACUCAAUUAUUUUAAGUCAUUAUGAAUAAUAAGAGAGAUAAAUAUAAAAGGAGAAGGACUAAUAAAUAUAUUAAUUGUAAAAAAACUUUGAAAGCCAAUUAAAAUAAUAUGAUUUUUAAUUACAAAAUUUAAUUAAUGAGAAAUUACAAUAUAUGCAAAUGUUAGAGAUAAAGAAUUAAGAGUGUGCAGACUUAAAUUUAGAAGUUAAGAAAUUAUAAAUUUAGUAAUAGAAUAUAAAAAUUGAUAAUGAAUUAUUGUACAGUAAAUUAAUAUCGUUAUGUAACUCUUAGGAGUCUAACAGAAUCAUAAACGAUCCACUUAAUAAUACAUUAUAAAUGAAAAGGAUGACAGAACAAAUAUCACUCUUAUAAAAUGAGUUAUUAAUAAAGAACAAAGAAGUAACACAAAUCAUAGAUAAAUAUUAAUAAUUGGAACAAAUACUCUGUAAAAAUUAGAUAAAAUAGACUGAUUAGAAUUUAAAUGAGAUAAUGAAAAAUUAGGCAAAAAAUUAUGGUCAAGUAAUAAUAAAUGAAUGA
Molecule: messenger RNA, 2064 nt
Organism: Paramecium octaurelia
Lineage: Eukaryota; Ciliophora; Oligohymenophorea; Peniculida; Parameciidae
Source: the annotation of a GenBank genome assembly